Messenger RNA from Trypanosoma grayi, 828 nucleotides. RefSeq lists its product as hypothetical. The coding region runs from base 1 to 828 and encodes 275 amino acids. The transcript has a single exon. The record is from RefSeq and is a predicted model, not a curated record. NCBI's taxonomy places the organism in Eukaryota, Euglenozoa, Kinetoplastea, Trypanosomatida, Trypanosomatidae.
AUGUAUCGCAGGCUGCAUGCGGGGUCUUUGAUCGCAUGUGGUGUGUCGUGCCCUCGGCCUCUGGCGCCGCAGCGGCGGCUCUUCAACAUGAACCGCAGCGUCCAGACGCGGCUAGAAUCGGAGAACCAGGCGGUAUCGCAGAAGCGCACGGACUACGAUUUUGACAAGGAGCAGUGGUCCAAGCAGAUGCGCUUCGCAUCAAUGGACUGCAUUAUGGAUCCUGACAUAACUUCGAUUCGCUAUACGUCGGUAAUGGGCCUCAAGAAAGCAUUCCGACGCUUCAUGACGAUGCGUAAACUUGUCGAGCGCCGCCCGAACUUCAAGCCAGAGGAACUCAAAACGCUGUUUGUUCAGUUCAAGGUGAUUUCGCAUUCCCGCAACCCAGAAGACCUCAAAGUUUUGCAACGUAUUACGACUCAUGGAGAGGCGAGCCGCAUAUCUAAAGAGAUCCGAUCUGGAAUGAAUGAGGAAUUUGCAAAGAAGAGUUGGAGGUCCCUCAAGCUGCGCGAGGUCGCUAACACGUACCAGAUCGAGCUGGAUUCUUUCCAAUUAGUGAACUGCUACAUGGGGCAAAUGUCGCAAGAGGAUUGGCUUCAAAUUACAUAUAGGUGCGAAUACCGUGAACGAGCAGAUGUGGAGGCGGAAUGGCAGAGUAUGUGCGAGUAUCCUGUCUUUGAAGUUCGCUUGGGCGAUGGGGUGCGAUCUCCGAAUGCACAUCCGUUUAUCGUCGUGGGUGUCAUGAGGAAGGACGGCACACGAUAUGGGAAAGACUCACAGGACGCCGCCGCGCUGCGCAAGCAGUUUGAUCGUACCAGCAAGUGGUUUUAG